Prunus armeniaca (apricot) is the source of this 1584-nucleotide messenger RNA. NCBI's taxonomy places the organism in Eukaryota, Viridiplantae, Streptophyta, Magnoliopsida, Rosales, Rosaceae. The record is from the annotation of a GenBank genome assembly.
AUGUUUCAAUCACAUAAGACAACUAAGAGUUUAACUUGGCAUGCUGAUAGAAAAUCAAUUGACGGUCAUAUGUCUCAUCCAACAGAUUACCCGUCUUGGAAACUUGUUGAUGAUAAAUGGCCCGAGUUUGGUAAAGAGCCAAUAAACUUGAGAUUGGCUCUCUCAUCUGAUGGAUUCAAUCCCCAUAAUUCUCUAAGUAGCAGAUACAGUUGUUGGCCAGUUAUCUUAGUUACAUAUAAUUUCCCACAAUGGCUAUGCAUGAAACAAAAGUUCAUGAUGUUGACUUUAUUGAUUUCCGGUCCUAAACAAUCCGGAAGUGAUAUAGAUGUCUACUUAGAGCUUUUGAUUGAUGAUUUAAAAUCUUUGUGUGAUGGGAUUAGACGAGUGUAUGAUGCACAUAUAGAAGAAUACUUUACACUUAGAGGAUAUAAAGCUUGUCCAAUAUGCGGCAAUGAUACACCUAGUCACAGGUUGAAAAAUGGUCAUAAAUUUUGUUACAUCGGACAUAGAAAAUGGUUACCAACAUAUCAACCAUAUCAGAGACAACGUGUAGCUUGUAAUGGGAAACCUGAAUAUGACACACCUCCUGAGCCAUUAAUUGGAUUGCAAAUGGUUAAGAAGAAGAAGUCAAAAUUCUUUGAUCUCGAGUAUUGGAAAUACCUUCAUGUGAGGCAUGCCCUCGAUGUUAUGCACAUUGAGAAGAAUGUUUGCAAUAGUAUCAUUGGUAUGUUGUUGGAGAUCCCUGGACAAAAUAAAGAUGAAAUUGAUGCUCGGUUAGGUUUAUUGAACAUGGGGGUCAAAACUGAUUUGAAACCCGAGUAUGGAGAAAGACGUACUCGCUUGUCUCCAGGGCCUUGGAAUUUGUCAAGAGCAAAGAAGAGAGCGAUUUGUAAUUUUUUCUAUGGUAUGAAGGUCCCUGAAGAUUCAAGACUUCUUGGCCUUAAAUCACAUGAUUGUCAUACCUUGAUGCAACAAUUCCUCCCUGUGGCAAUUCAUUUUGUUUUGGAGAAGCCUCCUAGAGAAGUUUGUCUAUGUGGGCCAGUUUAUUUUAUAUGGAUGUAUCCGUUUGAAGGAUAUAUGAAAGUGAUAAAGGGGUAUGUUCAUAACCGUACUUAUCCUAAAGGUUUCAUUGCUGAGCGGUAUAUAGCUGAAGAAGCUGUAAAGUUUUGCACCGAGCACUUAUCUUAUGUUAGUACAAUUGGAAUGCCAUCAAGCCAGAAGAUGGGAUUUUCAAAGCCAUUAUCAGGUGGCACAAUGAGCUUAGUUGAUUGGGACCUGUUGAACCAUGCACAUCUAUAUGUCUUGGAGAAUACGGAGAAAGUCCUAUCUUAUAUCAAGGAACAUAUGAUCCAUAUCAAUACCACUUAUCCAAAAUUUAAAAGAGAACAAAGUGGCUGCAAGAUAAGCAUAGUAGCACUUUCAUUCAAUGGCUACGCUUUAAGUGAACUCAAUGGGAAAGACAAUAAUGGUGUAUUAGAAAAUUUGAGGUGGCUAACAGCUAGUCCAAGCAUGGCAGUGCCAUCAUAUAAUAGCUAUCUUAUUAGUGGUGUUAAAUUUAAUGCCAAGUCACAAGAUGAUGUGUGA